Molecule: messenger RNA, 2995 nt
Organism: Rubroshorea leprosula
Lineage: Eukaryota; Viridiplantae; Streptophyta; Magnoliopsida; Malvales; Dipterocarpaceae
Source: the annotation of a GenBank genome assembly
AUCGAUGCGUCAUCAGCCACGUCAUCGACAUGUCACUGCCACGUGUGAAGCUCGUCGCCAUCAAAUUAAAGAAGCAUGCAUCCAUUUGGUAGGAGAAUCUCAAACGCAGUCGAGAAAGAGAAGGCCGCAACAAAAUUAGAACUUGGGAGAAAAUGCGUCGAGAACUCACUCUGUGAUGUUUGGGAAAAGGACGAGCAAACCAUAGCUCGAUAUCUUGGAGGGUUGGACUAUGACAUUUCCAAAGUUGUUCAACUUCAACAAUAUUGGACUUUGGAUGAUGCAAUUCGGCUAGCAUUGAGGGUUGAAAAGCAAAUCUCAAAGAAGAAUAUCACUAGUGCUUCAAAACCGUGGGAUUUUGCAGCUAGCAGAGGGACUCAAGCCUCAAAAAUUGUUGUUAAGACCCCUGCCAAGACUGAGAAGGAAGUCAGCUCAAGCCGUCCAGCUCAACCUAACACUCGAAAGUGUUUCAAGUGUCAAGGAUUUGGCCACAUAGCCUCUGACUGUCCAAUUAGGAGAGUUGUCACCAUUAUCGGAGGAGAAAUUCAUGAAGCCUUAGAAGAUGAAGCAGAAAAGGAGCAAAAUGAUGAAGCUGAGCUUGAGGAAGAACUCAUCCCAGCUGACCAUGGAGAAUCUUUGGUUGUGCGGAAAGUCUGCAAUGUCAUCAUUGACAGUGGAAGUUGUGAGAAUGUUGUGUCAAAUUAUAUGGUUGAGAAGCUAGGUCUGCCUGUCAAAGAUCAUUCCCAUCCAUACAAGUUACAAUGGCUACGAAAGGGAAACGAGGUAAAAGUAACCAAACGUUGCCUUGUCUCUUUUUCUAUUGGUAACAGGUACCAAGACGACGUAUGGUGUGAUGUUAUUCCUAUGGAUGCUUGUCACUUGUUACUUGGUCGGCCUUGGCAAUUUGACCGAAAGGCUAUCCAUGACGACCAUGCCAACACCUACUUGUUUGUGAAAGAUGGUGUAAAGGUCAAGCUCACUCCCCUGAAGCCUGAAGAAACACUUGAAAAGAAGGAUGAGGACAAAGCUUUAAUCUCCAGAUCAACCUUUCAGAGGUUGCACCAAGAGUCGGGGAUAUACCGCUUCCCAAUUCCACGCCUUGAUGAUAUGCUUGAUCAACUGCAUGGAGCUACUGUCUUCUCAAAGAUUGAUUUGAGAAGUGGAUAUCACCAAAUUCAAAUGUGUCCCGGUGAUGAAUGGAAGACAACAUUCAAAACUAGAGAUGGUUUGUACAAGUGGACGGUCAUGCCAUUCGGAUUGUCAAAUGCUCCCAGCACUUUCAUGCGCCUUAUGAACCAGGAAUUUCGACCCUUCAUUGGGAAAUUUGUUGUGGUUUACUUUGAUGAUAUCCUGAAAUGUUCAUUUCUCACUACAAGUGUGACAUUUCUUGGAUACAUCAUCACUGCUCAAGGUGUUAAGAUGGACCCCAGUAAGAUUGAUGCUAUUGUCAACUGGCCUACACCAACAUCGAUGCAUGAUGUUCGAAGCUUCCAUGGCCUGGCAUCUUUUUACCGGAGAUUCAUCAAGAAUUUUAGUUCUAUUGUUGCCCCUAUUACUGACAGCCUUAAGGGUGACAAAUUUUCAUGGAGUGACAAAGCCCAACAGAGUUUUGAAGAAUUAAAGAGGAAGCUCACUGAAACCUCUGUACUUGCACUUCCCAACUUUGACUUGAUGUUUGAAGUAGAUUGUGAUGCUUCUAAUGUUGGAAUUGGUGUAGUGUUAAGUCAAGAAGGUCGACCCAUUGCCUUCUUCAGUGAAAAGUUGAAUGACACAAAGCUCAGAUAUUCCACCUAUGACAAAGAAUUCUAUGCAAUUGUUCGAGCCUUGGAGCAUUGGAGUCAUUAUCUUCUUUCUAAAGAAUUCAUCUUGCACUCUGACCAUGAGGCAUUGAAGCACUUAAAUUCUCAACAGAAGAUCAGUCGCCAACAUGUUGCUUGGAGUGAAUUUCUACAAGCUUAUCCUUUCCUCCUCAAAUACAAAUUUGCGGUCCAGAAUCGUGUAGCUGAUGCUCUGAGUCGCCGACAUGCCUUGCUUACUUCCUUACAAAUGAAAGUCACUGGAUUCGAAGUGAUCAAGGAGUUGUAUGAGGAUGAUCCUGAUUUUAGCAACAUUUGGCAAGCCACUUCUAAUCAAGCCCUUCAAGAGAUUGUGCGUCUACAUGGAGUUCCAAAGACCAUCACUUCAGAUAGAGAUGUGAAGUUCAUGAGUCAUUUUUGGAGGACUUUAUGGAGAAAGAUGGGCACUCAACUCCAGUUUAGUUCUACUAGCCAUCCCCAAACCGAUGGGCAAACUGAAGCUAUCAAUAAGAUUUUGGGGAAUCUACUACGAAGUUUUGUGGGAAAGAAUUUGCGACAAUGGGAUCUUGUGCUUGCCCAAGUUGAGUUUGCCUACAACAACUCUUUGAAUCAAGCUACGGGAAAAUGCCCAUUUGAAGUAGUAUAUGGAGUGUGUCCUCUUAGUCCUUUAGAUCUUGUUACAAUGUCAAACCAUAGGUAUAAGGCUCAUCAUGACAAGCACCAAAAGAAGGUUGUGUAUAAAGAAGGAGAUUGGGUUUGGAUACACCUUCGAAAGGAAAGAUUUCCUAAUCGACCUAAUGUCAAACUCGCCCCUAGAGCAGAUGGUCCUUUUCAGAUAGUGGAGAAAAUCAAUGAUAAUGCCUACAAGAUCAAACUUCCAGGUGACUAUGGAGUCUCUGCUACUUUCAAUGUAGCUGACUUAUCUCCUUACUAUGAGGAUCAUGAGCAUUGAAAUCAAACUUGAGGACAAGUUUUCUCCAACCAGGGGAGAAUGCACCAGGGAAAAAACAACAAGCAUGCAGAAACUACUCUGCAGCACCACUAGGCCGGUGCAACUUUGUCAAAGUGGCCAUUAAAUGGCUAACUCCCAACUGCAUUUUCACGUUUCAUUUAUUGCCUUAUGUUAGACUUUGCCUUUAAAUAGCUAUGUUCCUUUCGUUGUAUGGAUAAGUUUUAUCAGUUAAUGAAGUUUCAAUUCUCCU